Molecule: messenger RNA, 168 nt
Organism: Pelobates cultripes (western spadefoot toad)
Lineage: Eukaryota; Metazoa; Chordata; Amphibia; Anura; Pelobatidae
Source: the annotation of a GenBank genome assembly
AUGGGGAAGAGACACAAGAAGCUCAAAGCCCUGUCAGGUGAGGGAACCCACAACAUCAGCAACCUGCUACAGCAUGGACCUAAGCCCAAGAUGGCGGUGCGGCAGGAGCCUAAUACCUCAGGAGGAGGAACUCCUGGAUGCUCCAGACACUAUCUCAGAGGGCCUUAA